UUCUCGAAGUUUGUGCAAAGCCCUCUCACACUUCGAUAUAAUCCGGCAAACUUCAAUAUACAGGCCGAAAAUACGAAAAGACAACUAAGGGAAGGGGCAAUAUAAAAGGUAGAAAAAUGCCUGCACCCACAGCACUUCAACACUCGGGUGAGCAAAUAGGUCCCGAAAUGCCCAUAGCUGCUCCGUCCGUACCAGUGCAGGAUGAUGAAGUUCUGAUCGACGCUUCAACUUCGCUUGAAACUCGAGGAGCGAAUUCUGCUUCCCCAGCGACCGAAACAGCACAGGAUAAUGAUAUGCGCAUUGAUGAAGAAGGCCGACCAGUGUUCACACCGGCAAAGGAUAGGAACGACACAUAUCGAAUUGAAACACGUAAGGUACCAGUGCCACCGCAUCGUAUGACACCACUCAAGACAUAUUGGUCGAAGAUCUACCCCCCCCUUGUCGAGCACUUGAAAUUGCAGGUUCGGAUGAAUGUCAAAAACCGGGCAGUCGAGCUGCGUACUUCUAAGUUUACGACAGACACGGGAGCAUUACAGAAGGGCGAAGACUUUGUGAAGGCUUUUACUCUCGGAUUUGAUGUCGACGACGCUAUCGCACUGCUGCGAUUAGAUGAUCUGUACAUAUCGUCCUUCGAGAUCAGAGACGUCAAACCACUCAAUGGUGAGCAUAUUAGUCGCGCCAUUGGACGAAUCGCCGGUAAAGAUGGAAAAACCAAAUUUGCAAUUGAGAACGCCAGUAGAACCCGUGUUGUUCUCGCGGAUCAAAAAAUACAUAUUCUUGGUGGAUUCAAGAACAUACACAUUGCAAGGGAAGCCAUCGUUAGCUUAAUCUUGGGUAGUCCUCCAGGCAAGGUUUACGGUAACCUUCGUACGGUGGCCUCACGCAUGAAGGAGCGCUUCUGAUACCCCUAUACUUGAAUAUAGCUUUUCUUCUGUCCCGGCAUGGUACUGGCGUUAUGGGGGAAAGGGAUGAAAUUAGA
Monascus purpureus is the source of this 979-nucleotide messenger RNA. NCBI's taxonomy places the organism in Eukaryota, Fungi, Ascomycota, Eurotiomycetes, Eurotiales, Aspergillaceae. The record is from the annotation of a GenBank genome assembly.